GACACGUGGUGAUCCAAACACUGUUCCGGGUUUAGGUGUGUGUCAGAGGUUUUUGGCGCGCUGAAUGUAAACUGGAAGGAUUCUUCUUCGUCGGUCGGUGGUAUGAAAAAGGAUGGAGAGCGGCAGACAUAUUUUCCAGAUCUCGGGAAUCAAAAACUGCGACAAGAAGAAAUUGUUGAUUAAGGGCAUCUACAAGCUGCAUGGCAAAUACAUUGGUGGCUCAGUCUACAAGCACACCAGCACCCACCUCAUAAUCCCACAGGUUUUGUCCAGUGAGAAGUUUUUGGCAGCUUGUGCUGCAGGAAAGUGGGUUGUGACUCCGAACUACGUGUUGGACAGCGUUAAGAAUGGCUCCUGGCUGGCAGAGGGACCAUAUGAAGUGGCCAUUUUCACAAGUUCCUCAGCUGCUUUCUACCCCGUCAGGCAGUGGAGAGAGAACGUGUCCAAAGGGAGAAUAACAGGAGCUUUCCAAGGCUGGAGAGUUCUCCUCAUGGUUCAAGAGCCCACCAGGAGAGCCAUGUUCAAACGGUUGCUAAAAGCUGGCAGAGCAGAAGUAUACAACUGUCCUCCUCCCACUUACACCUCCAUCACCCAUGUAAUGGCAAAACCUGUUACAGAGAACUCUAAUUCCCACAAUGCUCCUUGUUACCCAGUGAGCCACAUAGUCCAACAUCUUUUUGGGAGCAAUCAUAAGGAUAUGAAUUUCAACAUAGCAGGUGAUGAGCUGGUAAAGAAAAAAACGAGUUUUCAUGAUGAAAACUUUUCUGAUUUGGAGGCGGAGCUGAAGAGCUUUGUUGUCAAGAAGGAGGAGCGGCCAAGACUGCGCUUCCUCGAAUUUCUAGGUUACAAUGACCCUGAUCGUCCCCCCUCACAGGCAAUAGUCACAGACUUGAGCAACGUUAGCAGCAUGAUAGAGUGCGGCCUCUUCAGUGAAGCCUUGGACUCGAUCAGAAGCGAUGCGUUCCCCGGUCUGUUGCCACCAGCGACGCACCUGAUCUCCCUCUUAGAAUACGCGCAGCAGGGUAAUGCAACAGCCAUUUUCCUGAGAAGUUUCCAUGACGUUAUGGUAAACCUGCUGCUCAUCAACCCUCCAUGGUUCGCUCCCAGCUCAGUGAAGAAAUAUUACGUUCAACUGUUGCAGUGUCCUCGGUGUAAGAAUGGCUUGUGGCCUUUUCUAGAAACAGCCAUCAGGUACUGCCUGUCCAGCAGCGUCACCUGCCACCCUCUACCUGGACCCUCCUUACCAACACUAGUUCAGUUCCAUUCUGACAUCCUUGCCUUUUGCCUCAAGCUCUUUCAGGGAGAACUCUACUCUGUUUCCAGCAGAGACUUUGCGCUGCUGCAGCCAACAUGGGUCCCAUCUACUCCGACUUCUGGUUCGUUGCUAUAUGGAACCUUCUGGACUGUGUGGGAGCGCUCCACGUUGUUGUCUCGUGCUGUGAAGCAGCUCACUCAGCUCAUAGUACAGGCUGCCACUGCGGCUUUUGCUGAGCGGGAGGAGAAGCAGAAGAUGUAUUUGGCAGACACUCUGCUGCGCCUGCUGUCUGUGCUGGUGGAGUUCUGGUGUCAGCAACACUUCAGACUGAAUCAGUGCCUGGUGGAAAAAGGUCUCAAAGACCUGUCGGAGCAUUUUGCAGUCAUCAGCCAGGAUUUAUCUCCAGCUGUUUUGGCGGAGCUGGUUGCUUGUGUUCACUCGCCCAGGCUUAGGUUGGUCAUGGCAGAUGCCAUAUUCAGAAAUAUCUGCUGCAGAAAUGACUUCACCAUAGGUGAUGAACCACUUUCUCUCAAAAAAAUGGUGCGUUCUUACCUGCUGGCUCUGGGAACUUUAGCUCGGAGUCCCAGUGGUGCUCACAGCAAGACUAGAUCCACCUCACACAGCUGCACUAGUCCGGGGACCAGCAGAACUCAGAACUUGUUGGUGAAUGAAACAAGUCCAGAAAAAGAGAACACCCCCAGGGGCUUGUACAGAGUCAAUGCAGCAGGCGAAACACUCCUCCACAGAGCGUGCAAGAGGAACCAAGUGGAAACGGUGCUUCAGAUCCUGGCACUUCCUGGCACGGAUGUCAAUGUUAAAGACCAUGCAGGUUGGACGCCUCUCCAUGAAGCAUGCAAUCAUGGCAGCACUGAGUGUGUGAGAGCUUUGCUCCGUCACCGCCCCACCCCCAUCCUCAAUGGCCAGGUUGGUGGAGUGAGUCCUCUUCACGACACUCUGCUAAACGGACACACGGACAUAGCUAAAAUGCUACUGGAACACGCAGGCUCAGUUCUUCUGCAGCAGACUGAUGGAGAUGGACAGGCUCCACUGGAUCUGGUCUCUGCGCCGGGUCAGAGGGAGGAGCUCCUCCGCAGCGCACAGGUCGGAGACUCGACCCAGAGAAACAAAGAGACAGAGGUCCUGAACCUUCCUCUCCUGGAGGCUGGAUCCUGUCUUCUGGGCCACCUCGUUGUCUCCUACCAGCUGGAGCGGGGUCUGCCCGGUCUUGUUCAGCCAAACGACAAGCCCCACAGCCUGGUCUACAAGCUGGUCAGAGCCUUGGAGACACACUCCCUCCAAAAAGUGACCAUGGACUGGACGGAUCAGCGGGCAGUGAGGCUGGUGGAAGAUGUCGAGACACUGUUGGAGCUCAGCCAAGGGAAGCACCAGGAACAGGUGUCUGUGGUUGUGAAAGAGUGCAAAGGGGAGAACACUGCGUUCCUAAUGAAGAUACUGGAGAGUCUGAGGUCAAGCGGUGACGCACUAGUAGCAGAUCUUUGA
Nematolebias whitei (Rio pearlfish) is the source of this 2755-nucleotide messenger RNA. RefSeq names its product SMC5-SMC6 complex localization factor 1 (gene slf1). Lineage: Eukaryota; Metazoa; Chordata; Actinopteri; Cyprinodontiformes; Rivulidae. Gene Ontology annotation, biological process: positive regulation of double-strand break repair. Bases 113 to 2755 code for a protein of 880 amino acids. Gene Ontology annotation, molecular function: protein binding. The transcript has 18 exons. The record is from RefSeq and is a predicted model, not a curated record.